AUGGCGGCGCCGGGGCAGGAAGAAGACCGAGUUCAGGAUGCCAUAGGUGGAAAGAAGAUUAUUAAUCGGACGUUUCUUUCUCUUUCCCAAAUUGCUACUUUGUCAGAACAAAAUGUAGAAGGAGUUCAAAAAAAGCUGGAAGAAUUUUUGAAUUUUAAACGAUUAAAGACAUCUUUGAAGGAAGCUAUUUUGCUAGAUUAUUAUACUGCGGGAUUUUGGUGGGCUAAAGAAAUGAACUUCAGUCUUAUACAGCUCUCAGGAUUCAUGGAUCUAUUAAAUCUCCUGUUGGAGAACCUCAGUGACAAUCAUAUGACCUUAGGAGAUAAUUUAAAAGAACUUGGAAAAGCAAUGGCUGGAAUAGGAGAAACUGAUUCAGAAAGAAGCGGUGACUUGAAUUUCUUCAGCAUUGAGCAAGCCAAAGCAGUCAUUGAUUACUUGAGUAUCAGCUUAUUUAAGCACUAUAAACUAUAUGAAUACCUCUUCCACAGUCCUAGAGAAGAACUUGUGAUAAGUAACGAGUAUGUGAUUGAACUUGCCCAACCUGCAGUUCCCCCCUUCCCUGCUCUGCUGGAAGAAGGCAUACCUUCAGAUAUCUGUUCGUCAUUCAUAAUAUCACCAACAGCUGCAGAGACAGAAUCCAAGGGAUCUGAUCAAGAAGGUUACCUGGAAGAGCCCUGUCCAGAGGUAGAGUCAUUCGAGGCAGAUGCUGUGGCUGUUGUCACUGCUGAAGAUCAGAACUCCACAGUGGGUGAAAUUGUAAAUGAAAUUAUUGGCAACCUUGAGGUACUAUUACUAGAAAGCUGUUCACUAAUUCUGUCUGUGGUUAAUUAG
Gavia stellata (red-throated loon) is the source of this 831-nucleotide messenger RNA. It is a transcript of the gene CABCOCO1, whose product is annotated as ciliary associated calcium binding coiled-coil 1. The transcript has 7 exons. NCBI's taxonomy places the organism in Eukaryota, Metazoa, Chordata, Aves, Gaviiformes, Gaviidae. The record is from RefSeq and is a predicted model, not a curated record. Bases 1 to 831 code for a protein of 276 amino acids.